Molecule: messenger RNA, 1857 nt
Organism: Papaver somniferum (opium poppy)
Lineage: Eukaryota; Viridiplantae; Streptophyta; Magnoliopsida; Ranunculales; Papaveraceae
Product: caffeoylshikimate esterase-like
Exons: 8
Coding region: 360-1601 (413 amino acids)
Cellular component (GO): membrane
Molecular function (GO): lipase activity
Source: RefSeq, a predicted model, not a curated record
AAUCUCCAUCUGGAUGUUAAGCAUGCAUAAUAUUAGCGCUUGCUAAAAUGUUUGUUCAAGUGUGAUUGAUACGAUAUUAGCGUUUUGCUCAACUGGAUCCACAUCAAAAGAUUGUCUGACGACUAGGCGGAUAUCUACAUUGCGUCUAAAACUAAAAGCUGAUACCAACACUAGUAGGGAAUACUAAUUGACCGAUCCGACGAUCAAAAUCUCUUAGGAGUUGAUUGUCUAUCCCCCCAUUUAUAAAUCGUGCCAAAUAGCUUAGCAUAUUUGGCUAUUUGGGUGUCAUUACUGCUGCUGCUCUCAUAACAGCAUAAGAGUGGUGGUUAUAUUUGAUUUGUUCUCUUAAGUUUCAGUUUAUGAUCAUGGCGCUCUCUCGUCAACCUCUCUCCACAAAGACAUCAAAUUUACUUAGCUAUGGUUCCGAUUUUCUCCAUGGAGAAGCAAACUUCCACAAAUUUCCCAGUUUUCAAUGCAAAACAGACAGAUCACUAAAAUCAACUUUUUUGGUUGACCAAAAAAAUCAUCAGUUCAGAUCAGUGAUAACUAUGGCAAAAAAUAAAACAUUUAAGAAAAUGAUUGGAAAUGUAAGUGACGAGUUGAAUGAGAUUGCAUCAGAGAACUUGGAUUCUGCUCCUGCUCGAAGACGGGUGCGAUCCGCUUUCACUGAAGUUCAGCAACAACUUGAUCAUAUCUUGUUUAAGGAUUCUCCUGCCGGGAUCAGAACAGAAGAGUGGUUUGAGAGAAAUUCAAAGGGUUUACAGAUAUUUUGCAAGAGCUGGUUACCAAAAUCUGAUUAUCAAAUGAAGGGUAUUGUUUAUUUCUGUCAUGGUUACGGUGAUACUUGUACAUUCUUCUUUGAAGGAAUUGCUAGAGCAAUUGCUGGUUCUGGUUAUGGAGUCUAUGCAGUUGAUCAUCCAGGUUUUGGUCUUUCUGAAGGCUUGCACGGCUACAUAUCGAGUUUCGAUGAUUUGGUUGAUAAUGUCAUUGAAAGGUUUAACAUUAUAAAAGAAAGACCAGAAGCGAAAGGAUUGCCUCGAUUUUUAUUAGGCCAGUCAAUGGGAGGAGCCGUUGCUAUCAAGGCUCAUCUAAAGCAGCCAACUGCUUGGGAUGGAGUCGUUCUUGUUGCUCCAAUGUGUAAAAUUAAAGAUGAUAUGAAACCAUCGCCAGCAUGUGCAACGGUCUUGACUCUCUUGUCUAAUGUACUACCGAAAGCAAAAUUGGUGCCGGAGAAGGAUUUGGCGGAGUCAAUGUUCAGAGACCCCAUAAAAAAGAAAAUGGCUGUCUACAACGUGAUCUCAUAUUCUGGUCGAAUGCGACUAAAGACUGCAGUCGAACUCUUGAAUGCAACUCAGGUUAUCGAGUCACAGGUAGAUAAGGUUUCAUCUCCAUUGUUAGUUCUGCACGGAGCAGAAGAUAAAGUAACAGACCCAUUAAUUAGCAAGUUCUUAUAUGAGAAGGCUUCCUGUAAAGACAAGACCCUGAAGCUAUAUCCAGAAGGUUAUCACUGUAUUUUAGAGGGCGAACCUGAUGAAAGGAUUUUAACAGUCCUUAAAGAUAUUGUCUCUUGGCUUGAUUCUCAUUCUCCGCUUGUCAAGUAGACUUCAGCUGUUUUCUUCCAUCUAUUAUCAUGAAUUCAUCUUAUGCGAGAUCAGAUCAGUUCCCUCCCUUCUAUCGGAUGUUGUAUUUUACUUUCUCCCUACUGUGUUCUAUGUCUUAGCCAUGUGUUGCUGCUCUUGCAGGAAUAUAAGUACAACAUAAAGUGUUCCUUCGGUUAAAGCAGUUAUACCCAGUCGAAUAAUGUUAAGCAUUUGUGUACUAACUAAUUGUGAAAUUGAAACUGCAUUAUUUAAAAUC